Molecule: messenger RNA, 1155 nt
Organism: Microthlaspi erraticum
Lineage: Eukaryota; Viridiplantae; Streptophyta; Magnoliopsida; Brassicales; Brassicaceae
Source: the annotation of a GenBank genome assembly
AUGAUUUCUCCAGUCGUUUGUUUCCCGAAGCCCGUCGCUGGUUUCCCGCCGGAGUGGACAGAUAGUACUUGGAAUCUUCGCUCUCUCUCUCAUGUUCCAUAUUCUUCACGAAAUGGCUUUCGAUUCUCCCGUCGGACACGAGGAAGAAGAAUUCUCAUGUGUUCUGAUUCAAGCUCUCACUCGUGGAAUGUUCCUGUUCUAUCUACCAAUGAGGUUGUUGAGAGGCUAAAACUAGCAAGAGAAGGACAAGAAGAAUUCAUGGCCAUGUACUCAAGUGUUGUUAACGGAAUCACAACCGAUCCAGCAGCAAUGGUUCUUCCACUGGACGAUCACAUGGUUCACCGUGGUCAUGGAGUCUUUGACACCGCCAUGAUCAUUAACGGAUACCUUUACGAACUGGAUCAGCACCUUGACCGUAUCCUACGAUCUGCAUCCAUGGCUAAGAUCCAACCUCCAUUCGACAGGGAAACAAUAAAAAAGAUUCUCAUCCAAACCGUGAGCGUUUCUGGAUGUAAAGACGGAUCUCUAAGAUACUGGCUCUCUUCAGGACCAGGGGAUUUCCUCCUAUCUCCAUCUAAGUGUCUUGGAUCAGCUCUCUACGCCAUUGUUAUCCAAAAGGACUUCACCGUUACCACAACAGGUGUCAAGGUAGUGACAUCUUCCGUCCCUAUAAAGCCUCCAGAGUUUGCUACGGUGAAAAGCGUCAACUACCUCCCAAACGCGCUCUCGCAAAUGGAGGCUGACGACAAAGGAGCUUAUGCGGGUAUUUGGGUGGAUAACGAUGGGUUUGUUGCGGAAGGUCCUAACAUGAAUGUGGCGUUUGUUGUUAACGGUGGUAAGGAGCUUGUGAUGCCGAGGUUUGAUAAUGUUUUGAGUGGAUGUACGGCGAAGAGGACUCUUACACUCGCUGAAGAGCUUGUAAGCAAAGGGAUGCUUGAAAGUGUGAAAGUUAUGGAUGUGACUGUUGAAGAUGGGAAGAAAGCUGAUGAGAUGAUGCUUCUUGGGAGUGGAGUUCUCGUUCUACCUGUGGUUCAGUGGGAUGAAGAAUUUAUUGGUGAUGGAAAAGAAGGACCUGUAGCGAAGGCGCUUCUGGAUCUGUUGCUUGAAGAUAUGAGCUCUGGUCCACCUUCUGUUCGUGUUCCUGUUCCGUAUUGA